UCUCAAACAACGGUAACAGAACCAUAAAUCUGAGUUGCUACUGCCCCCCACUCCGAUGCCUGACUCCCACUCCGACGCCGGCGACCACUCCUUCCCUUCACUCCGACACCGACAGCUCGUUCCCUCCCUUCACUCGCGAAUCUCUCUGUCUCUCCUUUCCUUCACUUCAACUAUGUCAACUUCAAGUGUCAGUGGCAGUAGCUCAGGUUGGUUGACAUACGUGAACAGAAUUUGUCGUACAUGUAACAAAAAGGCCACCAUCAAAAUAUCACAAACCGAGCAAAACAAGAACAAGUUAUUCUACUAUUGUAAUGUUUGUGGUUUUAUCAGAUGGUGUUUACCUAUGAAUCCAGAAUAUGGAGGUCAUCAAAUUCAAACAGACGAAGUCCCAACUGUUGGCGAACAAGUUAUGACUGAACGACUUCAAGCUAUGACCGAACAACAAAUACAGCUGACGGAACAACUUCGAAUUCAGAACACAAAGAUGCAAAAGUUGAUAUAUAUAUGUUGUCCGUGUUGUUUGUAA
Messenger RNA from Camellia sinensis, 526 nucleotides. NCBI's taxonomy places the organism in Eukaryota, Viridiplantae, Streptophyta, Magnoliopsida, Ericales, Theaceae. The record is from RefSeq and is a predicted model, not a curated record.